AUGAACUCGAAUCCAUUUGACAUUUUUGUUUCAGCUUGGGAGUUCUUUCCUAAAGCCAAGUCAGUGUCUUUACCUACGUUACCAAUGGAGGAAGCAUUUGAGAAGUUUUGCGAUGGUAUUAUGGCGUUUGGCCCAUGGUGGAGUCAUAUGUUAGGUUACUGGAAGGAGAGUAUAGCUAGACCACACAAAGUAAUGUUCUUGAAAUAUGAGGAUCUUAAAGAAGAUACUGAAUUUCAUGUGAAAAGAAUUAUUGAAUUCUUGGGUUGUCCUAUUGGUGAAGAAGGAGAGAAUAACAUACAUAUUAAAAGCAUAAUCAAACUUUGCAGCUUUGAGAAGAUGAAGGAUUUGAAAGUGAAUAAGAUGGGAUAUUUUGACAAUGUUGUAGAUAAAAGAUAUCUUUUUCGAAAGGGUGAAAUAGGAGAUUGGAUAAACUACUUUUCUCCUUCUAUGAUAGAAAAAUUGUCUAAAAUUGUUGAAGAAAAAUUAACUGGAACAGGUUUGUCAUUUCAAAUCAAUCACUAA
Messenger RNA from Sphenostylis stenocarpa, 522 nucleotides. NCBI's taxonomy places the organism in Eukaryota, Viridiplantae, Streptophyta, Magnoliopsida, Fabales, Fabaceae. The record is from the annotation of a GenBank genome assembly.